AAAGUUGGACAAAGAGAACAUGGCUGCAUCAAAUGUCUGAUUGUGCAGGAACUUCUGCUAUUCAACAUUGUCUGUCAUCCUUCUGUGGAAGCAUCUUUGUUUAAGCUCUGUCUUCUUUUACCAUGGAGGAAAAGCCCCAUAUUCAAAUCCCAAGAGUGAAACUGGGCAGUCAAGGAUUAGAGGUUUCCAGAUUGGGUUUUGGAUGUGGGGGACUCUCUGGAAUUUACAAUGCUCCUCUCUCCCACGAAGAUGGAUGCUUAAUUUUAAAGGAAGUUUAUUCUAGGGGUAUCACUUUCUUUGACACAUCGGAUUUAUAUGGAGAUCAUCAUGACAAUGAGUUCAUGAUUGGAAAGGCUUUAAAGCAGCUUCCUCGAGAAAAGAUUCAAUUAGCAACGAAAUUUGGUAUUAUAAGGCUCGAAGGGUUACAGUUCACAGUCAAAGGUACCCCAGAAUAUGUUCGGCAAUGCUGUGAAGCUAGUCUUAAGCGCCUUGGUGUGGACUACAUUGAUCUAUAUUAUCAGCAUCGCGUGGACGUUUCAGUUCCAAUAGAGGAUACUAUGGGAGAGCUGAAGAAGCUAGUACAAGAAGGAAAGAUUAAGUACGUUGGACUAUCUGAAGCUAGUGUAGACACGAUCAGGAGAGCACAUGCUGUCCAUCCUAUAACAGCCGUGGAAAUGGAGUACUCCCUGUGGAGUCGUGAAAUAGAAGAGGACGUACUUCCGAUCUGCCGAGAGCUUGGUAUCGGGACAGUGGCAUAUAGCCCUCUUGGCCGGGGAUUCUUUGCUGGGAAGGCAGUUGUGGAGAGCUUGCCCAAUGAGAGUACACUGGCUAUGCAUCCGCGGUUUUCUGGAGAAAAUAUUGAGAAAAACAAAGUUAUAUACGCUCGUCUUUCUGACUUGGCCUCAAAGCAUUCCUGCACUCCACCUCAACUAGCUCUGGCAUGGCUUCUCCACCAGGGAGAGGACGUAAUUCCAAUUCCCGGGACAACUAAGCUGAAGAACCUUGAUAACAAUAUUGGAUCCUUGGCAGUGAAGCUAACAACAGAGGACUUGAAAGAAAUUCUUGAUGCUGUACCAGUUGAUGAAGUGGGCGGUGAAAGAGAAUAUAGUGUGUUUUCUAAUUACCUCUACAAGUUUGCCAAUACCCCAGCCCAGUGAUUUCUCACCAAAGAGACACAUAAACCACUCGACUGUGCACAGUUGGAAAGAUCAAUGUACAUGUCUGAGUCUUUACAAUUGAUAUCUUGUUGCUUUGAAGAACUAUAUAGACUGUCGUGGGACGUCUGGGUCGUUUUACGGGAUUCGGAAUUAGGGAACCUCUGUUUGAAGACUUCACAACGGUACAAAGGGGACAGACUUGGUAUUUUUAUUCCAACCCAGAUUUGAUACGAAUAAAACAACAUAAUCGCAAAGA
Molecule: messenger RNA, 1413 nt
Organism: Populus nigra (black poplar)
Lineage: Eukaryota; Viridiplantae; Streptophyta; Magnoliopsida; Malpighiales; Salicaceae
Product: perakine reductase-like
Exons: 7
Coding region: 123-1157 (344 amino acids)
Cellular component (GO): cytoplasm
Source: RefSeq, a predicted model, not a curated record